Messenger RNA from Rotaria socialis, 597 nucleotides. The record is from the annotation of a GenBank genome assembly. NCBI's taxonomy places the organism in Eukaryota, Metazoa, Rotifera, Eurotatoria, Philodinida, Philodinidae.
AUGGGCAACACAACGCAAAAGCAUAGGGAAGACUACAAAAUAUUAACAAACGAUGUUCUUAAGCGGUUUCGUUUUCUGACUGGAUUUAGUGAAGAUUUUAUUAGUAGAGAACAUCAAAAAUUUUAUGCUACUGCUAGCAAUGGUCGUGCAAAAAAGUCUCAGAUCGAAGAAUUAUUACACGAUUAUUUGCCAGCAGGAACACGUAAACAUAUGAAACGUUUAAACGAUUCUUUAUUUUCAGCCAUUGAUACAAAUGAUGAUGGUUAUAUUGAUUUUGGGGAAUAUUUAAUAAGUCUAAAAUUUUUUCAGACGGAAUCACCAAUUGUAAAAGCUGAUUUUGUAUUUCGAAUUAUCGACAAGGAUGGCAAUGAUCGUGUGACAAAAAAAGAACUUGAACAUAUACUUACAUGUUUACAAGAAUUUCAUAAAUCUUUAAACGAUAGUGGUGUUACCGAAAUGACCACUGAUGGACUUAAACCAGCAACAGAAAGACUUUUGCAAAAACUCGACCAGGAUAACUCAGGUGAUAUUAGUAUAUCGGAAUUUGUCGAUGGUUGGUUUAAAGACAACACUAUUCGAGCUUUAUUUACUUUUUAA